AUGUCCGAGGUUCGUGCGUCUCACCUACUCGUCAAGCACCAGGGCUCCCGGCGCCCCGCGUCCUGGCGGGACCCCGAGGGCGCGGUCAUCACCAAGCGCUCCAAGGCUGCGGCCCUCGAUGAGCUCGAGGCGUACCGCGAGCAGAUCGAGUCCGGUGCCGUGACCUUUGCCGACCUCGCCGCCAAGGUGUCGGACUGUUCCAGCGCGAAGCACGGCGGCGACCUCGGGUUCUUCGGUCCCGGGAAGAUGCAGAAGGCGUUCGAGGACGGAGCGUUCGCGCUUCAGGUGGGUGAGAUGUCGGGAGUCAUCGACUCCGACAGCGGCGUGCACAUCAUCCUCCGCACCGCGUGA
Molecule: messenger RNA, 351 nt
Organism: Micromonas commoda
Lineage: Eukaryota; Viridiplantae; Chlorophyta; Mamiellophyceae; Mamiellales; Mamiellaceae
Exons: 2
Coding region: 1-351 (116 amino acids)
Cellular component (GO): nucleus; cytosol
Molecular function (GO): peptidyl-prolyl cis-trans isomerase activity
Source: RefSeq, a predicted model, not a curated record